AGGGCGCGCGGCGGUUGCUCUGGUUACUGCGGAAGCGCCGAGCUGGGAAGGGCCGCCGCCGCCCGCGUGGGAUGCUGGUGAGGAGGCCGUCGGGCGCUGCCGCCGCCUGCGGGAGGCUCUCGGGGGGCCCGCCGACCACCGCUGAGGAGGCGAAGUCGCGGCGCGGCCAGGUCGGGGGUCGGCGGCCCGGGACCUGCUGAGGAGAAGCCCCGGGGUAGUGACUGCGCGGCCCUGUCCCCGAGGCCGGCCUCUGGCGGAGAAGGCCGCCGAUCGGAUCGCUGUCGCCGAGGGGCGAGGCCGUAGUUUCUCUCUGAUUUCCGGCUACCCGUCUUCCCCCAGCAGGCACCUGCCGCCGCGGAGAGCGAGCCUCACAGCGCGCCGAGCCUGCACCAGCACCGCCAGCAUCCGCCGCCGCGAGCCCCGCGGGAACCCCGUGGAAAGGAGGGCUUCAUACCGGAGGACUGGGGCAGGCGGUUUUUAAUACACGUUUCCAAGUCUCCUACAGCUGUCACUCUUUUAUAACAACUUUAUACGAUUUUUUUAAAAAAAGAUUGGUCUGAUUUGACUUCUCAUCCUGUGACCGUAGUUACUGGACUUUGGCCGGUGCCCUGUGCUCCUUUUAGGACCGGAUUUGGAGAGAGAAGACACCAGGACCCUACCAGGAGGGGGCUAAAAAAGAAUCUCCACUUUGGUGCCACCGAAGAAGCCUUUGAACCAUGUGGACUUUUCUAGGCAUUGCCACCUUCACCUAUUUUUAUAAGAAAUGCGGGGACUUUGUCACUUUGGCCAACAAGGAGCUCCUGUUGUGCGUGCUGGUGUUCCUGUCGCUGGGCCUGGUGCUCUCCUACCGCUGCCGCCACCGCAGCGGGGGGCUCGUUGGACGCCGGCAGAGCAGCUCCCAGUUCGCGGUCUUCUCGAAUAUUCUCUCCGCUUUGCCUCUUAUUGGCUUCUUCUGGGCCAAGUCUCCUCCUGGCUCAGAGAAGAAAGAGCAGCUGGAGUCCAGGAGGCACAGAAAAGGAACCAGUAUUUCUGAAACAACCUUAAUAGGAGCAGCUACCUCUACAUCCACAUCUUGUCAGAAUGAUCCAGAAGUUAUUAUUGUGGGAUCUGGUAUACUUGGCUCUGCAUUGGCAGCAGUGCUCUCCAGAGAUGGAAGAAAGGUGACAGUAAUUGAGAGAGAUUUAAAAGAGCCUGACAGAAUAGUUGGAGAAUUUCUGCAGCCAGGUGGUUAUCAUGUUCUCAAAGAACUUGGUCUCGGAGAUACGGUGGAGGGUCUUGAUGCGCAGGUUGUACAUGGCUACAUAAUUCAUGAUCAGGAAAGCAAAUCGGAGGUUCAGAUUCCUUACCCUCUGUCAGAAAAUAGUCAAGUGCAGAGUGGAAGAGCUUUCCAUCAUGGAAGAUUUAUCAUGAGUCUCCGGAAAGCAGCUAUGGCAGAGCCCAACACAAAAUUUAUUGAAGGCAUUGUGCUACAGUUAUUAGAGGAAGAUGACGUUGUGAUGGGCGUUCAGUACAAGGAUAAAGAGACUGGAGAUAUCAAGGAACUCCAUGCUCCACUGACAGUUGUUGCAGAUGGGCUUUUCUCCAAGUUCAGGAAAAACCUGGUCUCCAAUAAAGUUUCUGUUUCAUCUCAUUUUGUUGGCUUUCUUAUGCAGAAUGCACCACAAUUUAAAGCAAAUCAUGCAGAACUUAUUUUAGUUAAUCCGAGUCCAGUUCUCAUCUACCAGAUUUCAUCUACUGAAACUAGAGUGCUUGUUGACGUUCGAGGAGAAAUACCAAGGAACUUAAGAGAAUACAUGACUGAAAAAGUUUACCCACAAAUACCUGAUCACCUGAAAGAAUCAUUCCUGGAAGCCAUUCAGAAUUCUCGUUUGAGGUCUAUGCCAGCAAGCUUCCUUCCUCCUUCACCAGUAAACAAACGAGGUGUGCUUCUUUUGGGAGAUGCCUAUAACAUGAGGCAUCCUCUCACGGGCGGAGGAAUGACUGUUGCUUUUAAAGAUAUAAAAAUAUGGAGAAAACUGCUCAAGGGUAUCCCUGACCUUUAUGAUGAUGCAGCUGUUUUCCAGGCCAAAAAGUCAUUUUAUUGGACAAGAAAAAGGUCUCAUUCCUUUGUUGUGAAUGUCCUUGCUCAGGCACUUUAUGAAUUAUUUUCUGCCACAGAUGAUUCCCUUCAUCAGCUAAGAAAAGCCUGUUUUCUUUACUUCAAACUUGGUGGAGAAUGUGUUGCCGGUCCUGUUGGGCUGCUUUCUGUAUUGUCUCCUAACCCUCUAGUUUUAAUUGGACACUUUUUUGCUGUUGCAUUGUAUGCCACAUAUUGUUGCUUUAAAUCAGAACCUUGGAUUACAAAACCUCGAGCCUUUCUCAGUAGUGGUGCUGUACUGUACAAAGCGUGUGCUGUAAUAUUUCCUCUAAUUUACUCAGAAAUGAAGUAUUUGGCUCAUUAAGCUGAAAAGGGAACCAUCUGGAACUCAACAAGUCCUAAGAGACUUCUGGAAGAGGAUGCACAGAGCAUGGUACUCUACCACUUCUCAGGUGGAAACUCUGGGACCAAGUUUGAGAUCAGUUUUUUUUUUUUUUUAAGUUUUUUUGUAUAUAAGCAUGUACAUAUAUGCCUAAAUUUGCAAUUUUAAAUGAAGGGUCAAAUAAGUUAGAUAUUUAAAAGAAAUGAUUGUUACCAUAAAUUAGUGCUAACAGAAGAACUGCAGUUUUUCUUUGGAUUUCAGUAUUUGGGAUGUGUCAUUGGUACAUACAAAUAAAAGAGUGACCUCUCGUGACUUUGUUUCUUG
Molecule: messenger RNA, 2783 nt
Organism: Lepus europaeus (European hare)
Lineage: Eukaryota; Metazoa; Chordata; Mammalia; Lagomorpha; Leporidae
Gene: SQLE
Product: squalene epoxidase
Exons: 11
Coding region: 717-2441 (574 amino acids)
Biological process (GO): cholesterol metabolic process; sterol biosynthetic process
Cellular component (GO): membrane; endoplasmic reticulum
Molecular function (GO): flavin adenine dinucleotide binding; squalene monooxygenase activity
Source: RefSeq, a predicted model, not a curated record